AUGGACAAGGCGGCCAGCCCCGGGGCGGGCGCCGGCGAGGGGGCGGGCAGCGGCGCUAGCAGCCGCAGCAGCAGCCGCGCCACCUCGGCCGGCUCGUCGCCGUCGGGCUCGUGGGCGGCCCGCGGGGCCGGGGGCCGCCGGCUGGAAGGGGGGAGCCACAGCAGCCCGGGCUCGGUGGCCGCCAGCCCGUGCGGGGCGGGCGGCCGGCUGGGCAGCGGCGGCCGGAGGCGGGAGCCGGCCCUCGAGGGCGUGCUCAGCAAGUACACCAACCUCCUGCAGGGCUGGCAGAACAGGUACUUCAUGCUGGAUUUCGAGUCUGGGGUUCUGCAGUAUUUUGUGAAUGAACAAAGUAAGGGCCAGAAGCCUCGAGGAACGCUGUCUUUAGCCGGAGCCAUAGUGUCCCUGAGUGACGAAGCCCCCCACAUGUUGGUAGUGUACUCUGCGAAUGGAGAGGUGUAUAAAUUGAGAGCCGCUGAUGCUAAAGAAAAGCAGUGUUGGGUGACUCAGCUCCAGAAUUGUGCCAAGUACCACAUGGAAGCUCAUCCCAAGAGCCCUCCGAGCUCCCGGAGCCGAAGCCUGACUUUGCUCCCCCACGGAACAUCUAAUUCGUCAUCCCCCAGUAGCCAGAGACAUCUCAUCCCCGCGCCCUCCAGCGUGGUCACCGUCACCCACCACAAGUCACCCGCUACUGCCCGAAGAUCAAAGAGUCAGUAUUCUGCCCAGCUCCAUGACGUCCGAGAGAUGAUGAGCCAAGUGGAAGGGCAGCAGAAGACCCUCGUCCGAGCCAUCGAGGCCUUGCCGGGCUCAGGCCCCCUCACGGCCUUGGACCAGGACCUGCUGCUGCUCAAAGCUACCUCGGCCGCCACCCUCAGCUGCCUCGGAGAGUGCCUGAGCCUGCUGCAACAGAGCAUCCACCAGGUGGGCCAAUAUAGCCACAGGACGGGGCCUUCAGAAAACCCGGGAUGGCAGGGGCCCAAGUCACAUUCCACAGAGCGAGUGAAAAACGGGGCGGUGGGCUUGCCGCCGUCCUCCCACGCCACCGUCACGUGGGCAGCCUUGCCCGCCCCCACCGCCAGCAAAGACGUGCUGUCCAAAUCGGAGCCCAAGGUUGAAGAAGAAAAGGAAAUAUCAACAUACUCCCAGCACUGGGGUGAGCAACAGCUUCUUCCCGCAUAUACGCCAACUUCUCAACACCAAAUUACAUCUUCUCCAUCAGUGAUCCAACAAGAACCAAAAAUCGGGAGUACCUCGAGCAGUCAGUUGUCAAGUCCGCGGGGACUGGAAGGGACCUCAGGAGGCAGCUACUCCAACCCCCAGGGAUCGGCUUCCCAAGAAAAUAGAGCAAAUGAGGAAGAAACUGAUGAUGAGGAAAAUGGGGAAGAGAAUGCAGAGAACUCAGAGGACCACCACAGCAUCGUGCUCCAUUUGAUCUCCCAGCUCCGAUUCGGGAUGGACCUCACCAAAGUUGCGCUCCCCACGUUCAUCUUGGAGACGAGGUCCCUCCUGGAGAUGUUCGCCAACUUCAUGGCCCACCCUGACCUGCUGCUGUCCAUCGGCUCGGCGGCCACCCCCGAGGAACGGGCCAUCUCCUUUGUGGAGUACUAUCUGACGUCGUUCCGCGAGGGCCGCAAGGGCCAAGUGGCCAAGAAACCGUACAACCCCAUCCUGGGGGAGAUCUUCCACUGCUCCUGGGACGUCCCCAAGGACCAGGUCAAGCCCCUGCUACGGGAGCAGAGCGACACGGAAGUCCCGGCGCCCAGCACAGAGCCGGACCCAGAGCACUCCCCGCGGGAGCGGUACAAGCUCAGGUUCGUGGCCGAGCAGGUGUCCCACCACCCCCCGGUGUCCUGUUUUUACUGUGAGUGCAAGGAGCGAGGAAUGUUUGUGAACACCCACGUGUGGACCAAAAGCAAGUUCAUGGGCAUGUCCGUGGGGGUGUCCUUGCUUGGGGAAGGUGUUCUGCGGCUUUUGGAUUAUGAGGAAGACUAUAUAUUCACAUUGCCUAAUGCUUAUGCACGCUCGAUCCUGACCAUCCCCUGGGUGGAGCUUGGCGGUAAAGUCACCAUGGAAUGUGCCAAGACCGGCUACACUGCGCUGGUCACCUUCCAUACCAAGCCUUUCUAUGGAGGGAAAGUCCACAGAGUCACGGCGGAAGUGAAGCACAAGCCAAGCAACAGGGUGGUGUGCAAGGCCCAGGGCGAAUGGAACGGCGUCCUGGAGUUCACUUACAGCAACGGGGAGACCAAGCUCAUCAACACGGCCGCUCUGCCGGUCUACCCCAAGAGGGUCCGGCCCAUUGAGAAGCAAGAGCCCAUGGAGUCCAGGAACCUCUGGCAGGAAGUCACCAACUCCAUCAAAGUGGGGGACAUGAACUCGGCCACGGAGUUCAAGCGGAACCUGGAGGACAAGCAGCGCAGGGAGGAGCAGGAGCGGGCGAGCCGCAAAGCUGAGUGGCGGCCGAGGUAUUUUAACAAGCAGGGUGAAGGCUGGAUGUAUAGAGACCCUCUGUUGAAAGGCCAGUGAGGAGGAGAAAAUGCAGUGUUCUCCCCAAAUAGACCUGUCUUUUUAUAGGCAUUAAAAUGGUGCCAUAUAUGAGGGUCAGGUGGUUUUGGCAAAGUCCUGUUGGGCAUAUUCAAAAGGGGGAAAGUUUUUUUGUUUGUUUUGAUCUUUUUUUUUUUUUUUUUUGAGAGAAAAGUUGUGUGUAUGAGUAGUGCCCCUCUGAACUACUAUGCCUUUGGAUCCUUGGGAGCUGUUUGGGAUCUAUGCAUGCAUAUGUAGAUGAGAGAGAGGGGCACACUGAGAGACUGAUCGUGUGCGUGUGGAUGAGCAAGAGAGCUCUGUUUGUAGUUUAUAUUCACAUAUAUACCAUAUACAGGUGUAGACUGAAUAUUAUUACUACACAUGUAAAUGUGACAUGUAUGUACUACCAAGAAUUAGCUUUGAUAACUAUGAGUCUUUUAUGAAUGAUGGUCAACGUUUUCUAUUUUUUCACUUUGCCUAAAAUUUACAAUGCCCUUAAAAUAGGGAUAUCUUACUGGUAGUCACCUCCAUGUCCAAAUGAUGACGAAUUGACCCUUUCCAUCUGACCACAUCACAUCCAUUUGGUCCAUAGAAGAGCUCAUCUUUUUGGAGGGGUGAUAGUUGGGCGAGCCUAUGGGAUCACUUCCUGCUCUGUGCCAUACCAAGUAAGCAACUCUGGCCCCUGACCCUUGCAAAUUCUGGUCAUCGAGUUCCUGGGAUAAGCUUCCAAAAACUGAUUCAUGCACGGUCAACUAACUGUUAGCUCAGUGGAUAAAAGGGCCCUUGAGUAAAAAAAAAAAAAAAAAAAAAAAUUGCAAUGAGGCAAGGGGGGGAAAAGUGUUGGACCUCCGCCUUCCAGGAUGAAGGUCAAGGUAGGGCCCUGAGCCCUUUCUCUUGGCUGAUGACUGCCACAAUCUAUACCCCAUUCGAGGACUGGUUUUCCAUCUGCCUGAUUAAUUUUUUUAUCAUUUUUCUCCUGGUAAAGAGAAACUGAAUCUAACCUUUCUCAGAUACUACUAUUUUCACAGUGGAACUCAAAUUAUUUGGAAAUAACUACUUUUGUGGUUUUAAAAACACACCAAUGGCCAGGAUUUUUUUUUUUUAAGGAUUUUGGGUUUUUUGGGGGGAGGGUGAGGGAGAAGAAUGAAAGAGAGGGGUCCUCGUGGGUGUUUUUUAAAAUGCACAUUUCUACUUUAAACUGAACGCUGGCAAGAAAACCACUGUGAUUACAAAUAAACACAACCUGGAAACACCAACAUUA
This is a messenger RNA of Antechinus flavipes (yellow-footed antechinus), 3781 nucleotides long. RefSeq names its product oxysterol binding protein like 10 (gene OSBPL10). The record is from RefSeq and is a predicted model, not a curated record. Lineage: Eukaryota; Metazoa; Chordata; Mammalia; Dasyuromorphia; Dasyuridae. The transcript has 14 exons. Gene Ontology annotation, cellular component: intracellular membrane-bounded organelle; membrane; cytosol. Bases 1 to 2523 code for a protein of 840 amino acids. Gene Ontology annotation, molecular function: cholesterol binding.